UCGAGAAACUUCAACCACAUGCAAAUGACCUCACCUCCUUGAAGCUUCGUCCGCCUCUCGUUUCCAUCUCGCCUCCUCGUACAUCCUGCCUAUCUCGCCUGCUGCCGUGCCACUCCUCAAUUGUGCUUUUCCGUGGGAAUCUGCAGGCGCGGCGCGGCACUGCUCUCUACGUGUCUCGCUGAUUGUUCCACGUUGGCUCGGUGCAUACGUACUCAGCUUCCUCCCCAACGCUUGCUUGAGUCUCGCUUCCUCAGCAUCGACGUCCUCCUGCGUUCGAGGCGCACACACUCGUUUGAAAAGCAGCCUAGCCGUGUUUCUUUCCUUAUCUACCAUCCGCGAGCGUCGUGCAAUCCCAUCUGGCCGAGGGCGGGCGGCGCACAUCCAUCGACACAAUGCUCCUCCCCAAGGGCGGAGUGACCUGGAAGUCGGCCAAGGCCCGGCUGCCACCCUACCAACAAGUGCUCAGAUUCGUGUUCAGGACACGGAUAUUAGUCCUGGUCGCCUUGACGGUGACCACCGUGCUAUUAUGGCGAGGGCUUCGCGGCUCGGCGAAGGAGAUGCAACGAUUUGUAUGCUGGGGACCGGCGAAACCACCGAUGGAGAUGACACCAAAUGAACGCGCACGAUGGCAUGGGCAUCUCACCACCCCCGUAAUCUUCAACCAUCACACCCCCAUCGAGGUCAACUCGACGACGAUACAGCACAUCGACCUCAACCCGAUCAAAUCUACGCCACAAGGUCUCUCUAACAACGAGCGUGUCCUUAUCCUUACACCCCUGCGCAACGCUGCCCAGCACAUUCUACAGCAUUUCGACCUCAUUACCCAGCUCACAUAUCCACAUGAACUCAUCGAUCUUGCCUUCCUUGUUGGCGACUCCACCGAUGAUACCCUGGGCGUCCUCGCCGCAGAGCUGGAUCGUGUGCAGCGUUCGCCCAACGCUUUCCGCUCAGCGCAGAUCAUCGAGAAGGACUUUGGCGUCACGUUAUCUCAGGAUGUUGCGGACAGACAUUCAUUUGAGGCACAGGGUCCGCGUAGGAAGGCAAUGGGUCGUGCAAGAAACUACUUACUGAGUACAGCGUUGAAGCCUGAGCAUUCGUGGGUGUACUGGCGAGAUGUCGAUAUUCAGGACAGCCCACCCAAGAUCAUCGAAGACUUCAUCGCACAUGACCGCGAUAUUCUCGUUCCCAACAUCUGGUUCCACCGUUAUCGCGAAGAAAAUGGCAAGAAGAGAGAUAUUGAGGGUCGAUUUGAUUACAACUCGUGGGUUGAAUCAGACGAAGGACGCAAGUUGACCUCGACACUGGACAAGGACGUUGUUUUGGCAGAAGGGUACAAGCAGUAUAAGACAAACCGGAAGUACAUGGCACGUAUGGGCGACUGGCGCAACAACAAGGACGAAGAGAUGCAGCUUGACGGCAUUGGUGGUGUUAACAUCAUGGUCAAGGCAGACGUGCAUCGUUCUGGCAUCAAUUUCCCUUGUUACGCAUUCGAAAACCAAGCCGAGACCGAAGGAUUCGCAAAGAUGGCCAAGCGCGCUGGAUACGGUGUCUACGGACUGCCCAACUACGUCGUUUGGCACGUCGACACGGAAGAGAAGCCUGGCAACGCAUGAUCGUGCCUUCCUCGCCAAUUUUUUUCUGCAACUUCUUUAUAUCAAACACCCUUUAGACACGUCUCAUUAGAAAGUCGUCAAAGCGUCCUGAGAAUGUCCUAUUUACGCACUAAAUGAGCUGUGGAAAAAUGAAAGAGACCAGCACUUCUGGGGAGGGUUGAAUUGCAAGAUGACGAGUGGCCUUGGAGCAUGAAGGUGGCUGCUCUGCACGUGUAAUUGGAGUGGUGUAUUCGCUGCUGGAACUUUGACAUGAGAAAGGGAGAGAAUGGUCGACGCAUCUAUACGUGUGCGAUAGGGCGCUGUCGUUACUGUGUCUUCCUUUCGCUUGCUUCUUGAACCUUUGCAUAAACGGGUGUAAAAGGGCGUUUUCGACGAACGGUGUCGGGCUGGACUAGCUGGGCUUGAGAAAGGUCUCAUGGCUUACAUGCUUGCUAUUUACCUGACGGAUUAUUCUGCCUCUCUGUAUGCCUAUGCUUCUAGCCCAAGUAUGUGAAUUAAUCAUAAUGGGACGCCUUGUGCUUGAGUCAUCAUUGCGUUUGCAAUCCCUUUAUUUGUUUUAAGAGCUUGGAUCUUGUGAAAAGAGUUCUUGAUCCUGGAACUUCUAUGUAGUGCUGGUCCCUCAUGAUGCAUACACUCCAUGGAGUAGUCUCGACCUUCAUUUAUGACAAGAAGAUCCAAUUGUUUCGAGUCGCUAGAGCACAAUGUACUUUUGGUACUCCUUCUCUACUGUCGUUCCA
Messenger RNA from Verruconis gallopava, 2350 nucleotides. RefSeq lists its product as uncharacterized. Gene Ontology annotation, molecular function: alpha-1,6-mannosyltransferase activity. Lineage: Eukaryota; Fungi; Ascomycota; Dothideomycetes; Venturiales; Sympoventuriaceae. Gene Ontology annotation, biological process: cell wall mannoprotein biosynthetic process; protein N-linked glycosylation. The record is from RefSeq and is a predicted model, not a curated record. Gene Ontology annotation, cellular component: mannan polymerase complex. The transcript has 5 exons. Bases 393 to 1613 code for a protein of 406 amino acids.